Molecule: messenger RNA, 495 nt
Organism: Leopardus geoffroyi (Geoffroy's cat)
Lineage: Eukaryota; Metazoa; Chordata; Mammalia; Carnivora; Felidae
Product: protein FAM136A-like
Exons: 1
Coding region: 5-382 (125 amino acids)
Cellular component (GO): cytoplasm
Source: RefSeq, a predicted model, not a curated record
CACCAUGGCAGACCUGCAGCAGCCCCAGGUGCAGAAGGCAGUAGACUCCGCGGUGAAGAGUCUGGAGAGAGAGAACAUCCAGAAGAUGCUCAUGUUCUGGUACAGCUGUUGUGAGGAUAGUCGGGAGGCCAUGCGGCAGGUGCACCAGUGCAUUGAGCGCUGCCAUGCGCCUCUGGCUCAAACCCAGUUGAAGAAAUUCCAGGGCUGCCUGGCCCAGUGCACCAUGCACUGCAGUGACAAAGCCAAAGAUUCAAUAGAUGCAGCAAAUAGAGGGUUUCAGGUGAAGUGGCAGCUGGAGACUUGUGUGACCAAGUAUGUGGAUGACCACAUGCACCUCAUCCCAACCAUGACUGAGAAGAUCUCUUAUCCACUGGGAAAUUGAAGUCUUUGUAAUUGGCCAUCAAGGCUGACAGCAGUAAUCUAUUUAAUUUUUUUUAAUGUUUAUUUUAUUUUUGAGAGAUACAGAGCAUGAGUGGAGGUGGGGCAGAGAGCAAG